Molecule: messenger RNA, 4627 nt
Organism: Tuber melanosporum (Perigord truffle)
Lineage: Eukaryota; Fungi; Ascomycota; Pezizomycetes; Pezizales; Tuberaceae
Exons: 5
Coding region: 191-4627 (1478 amino acids)
Cellular component (GO): nucleus
Molecular function (GO): nucleic acid binding; ATP binding
Source: RefSeq, a predicted model, not a curated record
CAAAUCCCUUCCACAACAAACCAAUCGCGGUCCCAAACUCCUAGUGCUUUUCUACGGCUUCAAUAAAUCCUAAUAUCUGUGCUAACUCGCUUAAACUUUCUCCUGUUCUCUCUCCAGAGCCUUACUCUCCAAGAGCUCACUUCACCGCUCUUAAGACUUCCGGAGGCCUUGCGGUUACCCCAUCGCAAUCAUGGCGGACCAAUCUCAGUACAAGUAUGCGAACAUGUCUAACCUAGUUCUCCAGGUAGAUAAGCGGUUUACCCACCGGCGCACAGACGAGGCUACCGGAGACCCAGAAUCGUUGGCUGGGAAGGUCGACAUUAAGCAGAUGGGAGAUCGUGCGUUACGUGACAAUGCGCCGAAGGAGAAGCAUAUCAAAAAGAAGAAGCAACUGAAAGAAAAAGACAUCGAUGGGUUAGAAGAUGGUAAGGAGGAGAAGCGGAAGCGGAAGCGAGAUGCUGCUACCUCUCAUGGAGGGAGUAUUCUUUCAGCUACAGAUGAUGUCCUUGGUCUUGUAUACCAUCCACGCACUGCUGAAACGAGAGAGGCUUACUCGCUCAUUCUCACUCUGGUUUCUACGGUUCUCGGCGAUGUUUCUCAAUCGGUGGUUCGUUCGGCUGCCGAUGCGAUAUUAGAAAUCCUGAAGGAUGAAGACCAUUCAAAGAAGGAUUUCGAUAAAAAGAGAGAGAUUGAUGAUAUUCUAGGGGAGAAAAUGCCCAAUGAUAAAUUUACAGACUUAAUGAACCUAAGCAAGAAGAUCAAUGAUUGGAACGCUGACGGAGAUGAGUCAGAUGAGGAUGAGUCCGACGAGAGCGAGGACAUGGAGGAUAAACCGAAGGAGGAGGAAACUGAAAGCGAAGAUGAAUUAGUGAUUGGCGGGGCCAGAACCAGGCCUGGGGACAGAGGCAAACCAACUGUGGAUGAGUAUGCUGUUCCUGCGCAUGAUAUUGAUGCAUUCUGGCUACAACGUCAAAUCUCUACUAAAUACCCCGACCCUCAUCUUGCGAGCUCAAAGACCACUAUUGUUUUUGAAAUCCUUUCCGACUCGGAAAAGACACAGCGUGAUGUUGAAAACGAUCUUAUGGAGGUCUUCGAUUACGACCACUUCGAACUUGUUAAGCUCCUCAUGAAGAACCAACCUAAAAUAGUUUGGUGCACCCGCCUCGCUAGGGCUGGUGAAUCCUCGGAGGAGCGGGUAGCGAUCGAAAACGAGAUGGUGAGGGAUGGCUGUAGGCGAAUCUUAGACGAGCUAAGGGGAAGGGAGGCCGAGGAUGGGAAAGAGGGAAAGGGUAAAGGAAAGGCUGAUCUGAUGGAAAUCGAUGUACCAGCAUCUGCCGUCCCCUCAGCUUCAGCAGCCGAACGGAAGCCCGGCGGUCUUAUUGGAGAUCUCCAGCCACGGGGGGUAGUCGACCUGGAGUCCUUCAUAUUCGAGCAGGGGAGUCAUCUCAUGACAAACGCUAGCGUAAAACUUCCUCAAGGCUCUACUAAGAGAACUUUCAAAGGGUAUGAAGAGAUUCAUGUCCCAGCCCCCAAGCGGAAACUUGAUCCCAACGAGCCUAAAUUAAUACCGAUCUCCGAUUUACCUGACUGGGCGAAGACCCCCUUUGUUGAGUCGAAGGAAUUAAACAGAAUCCAAACAAGGUGUUACCCAUCAGCUUUUGAGGACGAUGGAAAUUUGCUUAUUUGCGCUCCUACUGGCUCCGGAAAGACAAAUGUUGCGAUGCUAACAAUUCUUCGAGAGAUCGGAAAGCACCGCAAUCCCGUUACUGGAAAUAUCAAGCUUGAUGAUUUUAAAAUUGUCUAUAUUGCUCCUUUGAAAGCUCUCGUCCAAGAGCAGGUCGGAAAUUUCGGCAAACGGCUUGCUCCAUAUGGCAUCAAAGUCUCAGAGCUUACUGGCGACCGGCAGCUCACAAAGCAGCAGAUUGUGGAGACACAAAUUAUCGUUACUACGCCCGAAAAAUGGGAUGUUAUCACUCGUAAAGCCACUGACUUGAGUUACACCAACCUUGUAAGAACAAUCCGAAAGAUGCAGACCACUCAGGAACCCGUCAGGCUUAUUGGGCUUUCCGCAACUUUGCCUAACUAUCGAGAUGUCGCAAAUUUCUUGCGAGUCGACAUGAAGACAGGUUUAUUUCAUUUUGACGCAACCUUCCGACCUUGUCCUCUUAGACAAGAAUUUAUUGGGGUUACGGACAAGAAAGCCAUUAAACAACUCCAGGCCAUGAACGAUAUUUGCUACACAAAGGUGAUUGAGCAGGCGGCAAACAACCAGAUGCUUAUCUUUGUCCACUCCCGCAAGGAGACUGCGAAAACUGCGAAGUACAUCAGGGAUAAGGCUCUCGAACUAGAAACGAUCCAACGGAUUCUCAAGAGUGACGCGGGCACGCGGGAAAUUUUGCAACACGAGGCUGAUCAGGUUGCGGACCCCAAUCUAAAGGACUUGCUGCCAUACGGAUUCGCCAUCCACCAUGCUGGAAUGAGUAGAACAGACAGGAGCACAGUUGAAGAUCUGUUCUCAGAUAAAGCCAUUCAGGUUCUCGUCUGCACAGCUACCCUUGCUUGGGGUGUCAAUCUUCCCGCCCAUACAGUCAUCAUCAAGGGCACACAGGUCUACUCCCCCGAGAAGGGAGAUUGGGUGGAAUUAAGCCCGCAAGACGUGUUGCAGAUGCUUGGUAGAGCUGGUCGACCGCAAUAUGAUACCUAUGGUGAGGGUAUAAUCAUUACAAAACAAGCAGAGAUGCAGUAUUAUCUCAGUCUGCUAAAUCAGCAAUUACCCAUCGAGUCACAGUUCAUGCGGAAGUUGGCAGAUAAUUUGAACGCCGAGAUUGUGCUUGGAACUGUCAGGACACGAUAUGAAGCGGUGGAAUGGCUCGGUUACACUUAUUUAUAUGUGCGAAUGCUAAGGUCGCCGGCUCUCUAUUCAGUUGGAGCAGAUUAUGCGGACGACGUGGCCUUGGAACAGAAGCGAGUGGAUCUAAUUCACUCGGCUGCUGCGGUGCUAGAGAAGUGCAACCUGAUCAAAUACGACAGGAAAACCGGAAAGCUGCAGUCUACAGAACUCGGAAGGAUUGCCAGUCACUACUAUAUCUCCCACAAUUCGAUGUUUACUUAUAACAUUCAUCUUCAACCGGCAUUAACCACAAUCGAGUUAUUCAGGAUAUUUGCGCUGAGUGAAGAAUUUAAGUAUAUUCCAGUGAGACCGGAGGAGCGUUUAGAGCUUCGCAAGCUUCUCACCAGAGUUCCUGUCCCAGUGAAGGAAAGCAUUGAGGAGCCUCAAGCCAAGAUUAACGUUCUCCUCCAGGCUUAUAUCUCCAGGUUAAAGCUGGAGGGGCUGGCAUUGAUGGCGGACAUGGUUUAUGUCACCCAGUCAGCUGGCCGUAUCCUGAGAGCUAUCUUCGAGAUCUGUCUCAAGCGCGGUUGGGCCUCAGUUACGAAAACUGCUCUUGAUCUUUGUAAGAUGGCAGAAAAGAGGAUGUGGCCAACUAUGACCCCGUUUCGACAAUUUACUGCGGCCCCCACGAAUCAGCUCGCCCCCAUUGUAACGAAGGCCGAGCGUGCUGCUGAGUUCACCUGGUCCAAGUACUUUACUAUGGAUCCCCCUCACCUAGGGGAGCUCUUCAACAGCGCAAGAGCGGGAAAGUUGGCCCACAGCUUAUUAGAGAGGUUUCCGAGAUUAGAUGUUCAAGCUCAAGUACAACCGGUAACUAGGAGCCUUCUCAAGGUUGAGUUGACCAUCACACCUGACUUCAUCUGGGACGAUGCAUAUCACGGCACAGCAGAGACAUUCUGGAUCUUGGUUGAAGAUUGCGACGGUGAAGAGAUACUAUUCCACGAUCAAUUCAUUCUACGCAAGCAAUACGCCGAAAGCGAAAACAAUGAUCAUCUGGUUGAGUUCACGGUACCAAUGACAGAACCAAUGCCUCCUAAUUACUUUAUCACUCUUGUUUCCGAUAGAUGGAUGCACUCAGAAACUAAGCUAGCCGUAUCGUUCAGGAAAUUAAUUCUUCCAGAGAAAUUCCCACCACACACACCCUUAUUGGGUCUGGUGCCUUUACCUGUUGAGGCGUUGAAAAAACCGGAAUUUGUCAAUCUCUACCCUGAAUGGCGGGAGUUCAAUAAGAUACAGACUCAGGUUUUCAAGUCCCUAUUCGAUACAGAUGAUAAUAUGUUUAUUGGAGCUCCCACCGGAAGCGGGAAAACGGUUUGCGCGGAGUUUGCGCUUCUCCGGCACUGGUCUAAGGACGAAGAGUCCGGAAGAGCCGUCUACAUUGCUCCCUUCCAAGAACUAGUUGACCAGAGGCACGCGGAUUGGAAGGCGAGACUAAGCAAGCUCGGUGGCGGCAAGGAAAUCGUCAAGUUAACUGGGGAAACGAGUGCGGAUUUGAAACUUCUCGAGAGAGGUGACUUGAUUCUGGCUACACCAACACAAUGGGACGUGCUUUCAAGGCAAUGGCAACGACGGAAGAAUAUACAAACAGUAGAGCUAUUUGUGCGAAGGAGCUCCACAUGCGGGGGGACAAACGGGCUUCAUUUACGAGAUGGUUGUAUCCAGAAUGCACUACAUCGCUGUACAGACAGAAAACCCAAUGAGAAUCGUUGCUCUCAGCGUCUCAUUAUCAAAUGCUAG